AUGUUGUGGUUUGUCAAGGUGCGGGUUUUGUUUUUGACGAAGCGGACCCUAGAGAGGACGCUAAACGCGCGGAAUGACGGCAGGGAUCGGUUUCGCGCAAACGACGCGGCUCUGCGGGCACUCAUGCAAAAACUCAUCGCCCCCUCAUCGCGUCGGGGAUCCAGCAACACGACGAUUUCAUCCUCCUCGACGAAGAGCCUCCUCGACGAAUGGGAAACGGACGAAAAUGAAAAAUCGAGCGGCCGGUGGAAUGGAUUCGCCGGCCACGCGCCGCGCGAACCCAAAAAGGCGCAUUCCCCGGGCCAUUCGACCUACAGCGAGCGAGUCUUCGAUGGCAAUUCCAAAGCGGAAAGCGUGGAAUGGGGCUGGGAUGGGGCCUCGACGACGGGAGGGGAAUCGAGCCCUUCGCUUUUGGCGCCCUCUUCGGAGCCGUCCCGGCAGGAAUACGCGGAGGCGCUUCUUCAGUUAACCGCGGUCUCGAUGCGGGAGGUUUGGGAGGCGCAAAACCAACAUUUUUGUCUUGCCUGUGAGGAGCAAAUUGCGGGAAUGCGGAAGAUUUUGCGCGAGUUCUUCGCCGAGUCGGGGAUUUCUUCGUCAAGGGCGCUGGUGGGGAAACCGCCCAUGGCGGGGUGUCGUUGGCAGGAGAGUCUAACCAAAAAGAAAUCGUCCUCGGCGCCAAACAUCGCACUCCUAAAACAAAUUUAUCUGAACAUGGUAUCCUGCGUGGGGAGGAUCAUCAGAAUGAGAGGCUCCCUUUGGAUGAGCCUCUGCCUUGCUGGAAUAGCCUUGAUAACGAGUCUUGCGCUACGUUAG
This is a messenger RNA of Phytomonas sp. Hart1, 813 nucleotides long. Lineage: Eukaryota; Euglenozoa; Kinetoplastea; Trypanosomatida; Trypanosomatidae. The record is from the annotation of a GenBank genome assembly.